GCUUCCUGGCCUCCCCCCAUAGGAAUAGAAGCACUCGACAUGCACGGAGUCUAAGAGUCUUUCCAACGUAUUUGGCGAGAUUUAUCCGACUUUUUCCAUCAACGAUAUAAGUUUCCAAAGUUGUUUUGAGAUGGAUCGUUGAUAAUCUUUUCUUUUUGGGUUUCCCCUCUGAUGUACUUGGUUCACCUGUAGGUCAUCCGCAGCCCUGUAGGGGCCCGAACCCAUCGGGCGUGAUUCGUUUCGGGGCAGACGAUGGACGUUCAUCGAUGUGGUCACUGCCAAGCAGCUUUGUAACUGCGGUGCUUGCCUUUGUCCUGUGGCGGCCACGGCAGCAGGUCUUUCUUGACCGGAUUUGCAUCAGCAAGAACAAUGAUGACUUGAAGGCCGCUAGCAUUUUUAGCUUGGCAGGCAUCUUGAACAAGUCAGACGAGAUGCUUGUACUGUGGGACCCGACGUGGAGCGAUCGGUUGUGGUGUGUAUUCGAGCUUGCUGCCUUUCUAAAAAGCAAAGUGGCCAGUGAACAAGUACUGCUUAUCAGACCAACUGUUCUUGGGCCAUGUUCGAUCAGUCUUUUCAUCGCUAUGUUUGUCGUGAUGCUGCCUGUGACUACAGUUCCGGCUGUGGGAGAGCGUCUUGUGACUGCCCCACUCUCAGGUGCUUUUCUGUUCCUGUUUAUCGUUGCCUAUUUCAUUUCAGCUUCCUUCAGGCAAUACUUUCGCUCGAUAGAGGCCUUAAAGGAGAAGUUAAGGAACAUCAGCUUCGACAACACUAGAUGUUCCUGCUGCGAUCUGGGCCAUGUAGACGGAGGACGCAGCCUCAUGUGCGACAGGCGAAUUGUCAUAAAAUGUGUCGAUUUGGUUUGGCAGUCCAGAGGCGUUUGAAGACUGUGCUCGAUCAGAGGUCUUGGAUGCUUUGGUUGGAGGACUGCAUGACCAGAUCUUCACCAGAGGCUGGAGCCUCUCAGUGUCCAUCCCCCUUCUUUGGGCAUUUUUCGAUUGGUGGUCACGCAUGCGAGAAAUGGCCAACCAGCUUGGGCCAUUGCUUCCACAAUCGACGGGAUGGUGCUUUGGUUCUGUUGCGCACCGCUAUUUAUGGAUUUGGGGACCUACUUGGCUUGCAGGUAUUGCAAGCGAGGGUCUUCCACGCUCCACGAGAUGUGGCAGAACCUCAAAGUUGUACUUGUGGCAGUUGUUGCUUUUGGUGUGAUUGCCACAAGCUGGGUCUUUUCUGAGUAUGCAUAUCAUACAUCUGAGCGUCUUGAUCAUGGAGCUGCGCUGUUUGCAGGAGUGUGGGGCACAGUCGCACUGUUCCACUAUGUUCCACUUCUUGUACAAAGUUUCACGAAGGUGAGCUGGAGGAGCGUGCCAUG
Durusdinium trenchii is the source of this 1369-nucleotide messenger RNA. NCBI's taxonomy places the organism in Eukaryota, Dinophyceae, Suessiales, Symbiodiniaceae. The record is from the annotation of a GenBank genome assembly.